AUGAGUCAGGAACUACUAUCGCCAGAUGUGUCUGGUUCUAUACCGACACCUCCUAAUUCUUCACAUGGAAAAGGUAAAAGUAAAGGUAAGUUAGUUCAAUCCAUACUUAAUUUUUCAACAUCAUCCCAACUGAAAACAUGUAAAGUAUGUGGAAUGUCAUAUUAUCAACAUAUAUCUAAAGAAGUUGAAAUUCAUAAGAAAUAUCAUACAAAUUUUAUUAAUGGAAUUAUAUGGCCAGAAUCUUUUACUGCUAAAUCUCUAAGAAGUUUUGUAAUACCUCCCAAAUCAAAGAAACAUAAAACUAUCCAAGUUCAAAUCUUAACUAUUGAUAAAACAAAUAAACGUCAAACCACUAAAAUUGAGCAAUUACUUGAAUUAGUAAAUAAAGAAUUAAAUGCUCCUGAAGAUUCUAAAUAUUGGAAAGAUCCCUUAAAGGAAUCAUCUAAGGUUUUCAUAUUAAAAAUUGAAGAUAGAGCUGUUGGUAUAUGUACUACUGAUGAAAUUGAAGAUAUUCAAAAACAAGGUAGAUGGAUGAUUCAUAGAACUCAAACAAUAGUUCCAAAUCAAGUCAAUAAUUCUAUAAGAUUAGGAAUUUCUAGAAUUUGGAUAGCUCCAAAAUGGCGUCGAUUAGGUUUAGCAAAUGCGUUACUUGAUAUUGUACUAAAUCAUUCAAUCUAUGGUGAUAUUUUAAAGAAAUAUCAAAUUGCAUUUAGUCAACCAAGUUAUAGUGGAGGACUCUUAGCUAAAAAAUUUAAUGGAGUAAUACAUAAAAGUGGUGAACUAUUAGUUCCUGUCUAUUUAGAGUUAUAA
This is a messenger RNA of Scheffersomyces amazonensis, 810 nucleotides long. RefSeq lists its product as uncharacterized. Gene Ontology annotation, biological process: mitotic sister chromatid cohesion. The record is from RefSeq and is a predicted model, not a curated record. Bases 1 to 810 code for a protein of 269 amino acids. Lineage: Eukaryota; Fungi; Ascomycota; Pichiomycetes; Serinales; Debaryomycetaceae. Gene Ontology annotation, cellular component: chromatin; nucleus. Gene Ontology annotation, molecular function: protein-lysine-acetyltransferase activity. The transcript has a single exon.